UUCUACCUUCCCGGUGCCAAUUCUCAAGCCUUCGCGGAUAAUGACCCCGUCAAGCUCAAGGUGAAUAAGCUAACUUCGACGAAAACGCUCAUGCCCAUUGACUACUACCGCCUGCCCUUUUGCAUUCCGGAGGGAGGAGCCAAGAUGGACAAUGAGAAUCUAGGAGAGUUCCUCUCCGGAGAUCGCAUUGAGUCCUCGCCGUAUGUUCUCCAAAUGAAGAACGACAUGUACUGUGAACAGCUCUGUAUCGCCAACCUUGGACGGGGCGAACAACGCGGCGUUCAGCCCAACAAGUUCGUCAAGGCCAUCCGCAAAAACUACCACAAUAACUGGAUCGUCGACAACCUCAGUUCCGCCAGUAAAGCCGAAAACGAUAAAGAAGUGACUACGAGAUACUGGCAGGGCUUUCCCGUUGGCUUUAUUGGCAAUGAUGGCCAAGCCUACGUGAACAACCACGUCAAUAUUGAAAUCAUGUACCAUCCAUCGGAUACGGAAACGGACAAGUACCGCAUCGUGCGAUUCGUGGUGGAACCCUUUUCCAUCAAGCAUGAUUCCGAACCGGUAGUGGACGAUACAAACGAUGUUGACGACACACACACUCACACCACCUACGAUAUGAUUACCCAGUCGGGUCGGGAACCCCAACGCGCUUCUGGUCAAGUCCUCUUUACCUACGAUGUUAAAUGGGAACUCAAUACCGAGGUCAAAUGGGCAUCGCGUUGGGAUAUUUACCUCAACAUGGACGACGCUGUUCCCGCCAAAGUACACUGGCUGAGUAUUGCAAAUUCUCUUGUCAUUGUCUUUGUGCUCAGCGCCAUGAUUGCUGCUAUUUUGAUCCGCAACUUGCGACGAGACAUUUCUCGGUACAAUCGUCUCGCGACGGACGAAGAGAAAGCGGAGGAUUUGGAAGAAUACGGCUGGAAGUUGGUGCACGCCGACGUUUUUCGGCCACCCACAUUCUCGCCGCUAUUGUUGGCGGUUGCUUGCGGCACUGGAGCUCAACUGCUCGCCAUGACCUUUUUGACGAUUGCGUUUUCUGCGAUGGGAUUUAUGAGCCCAGCGAGACGCGGACACUUACUCAUGGCGGAAUUGCUGUUGUUUGUCUGCAUGGGUGGUUUGGCGGGAUACGUUACGGCGCGCUUAUACAAAACCUUCAAGGGCAAAUCCUGGCAAAAGGCGACGACUCUCACGGCCGUUGGCUUUCCCGGAAUAUGCUUUGGUGUAUUCAUAAUCAUGAAUGUAAUUGCUCUUGCGAAGCAGUCUACCGACGCUGUACCCUUUGUGACCAUGUUGAUUCUCGUGGUCUUGUGGUUCGGUAUUUCUACACCGCUCGUCUUCUUCGGCGCCUAUUUUGGUUACAAGCACGAGGCUAUUGAGUUUCCCGUCAAUACCAGCUCGAUCCCCCGACAGAUUCCCGAUCAACCCUGGUUUAUGGGUAUUCCAUUUACAAUGGCGAUUGGUGGUAUCUUGCCUUUUGGUUCGUGCUUUGUCGAGCUCUACUACAUUCUUGCCUCAGUGUGGAUGGACUACUACUACUACGUCUUUGGCUUUCUGUUCCUGGUCUUUUUGAUUCUCAUCAUUACCUGCGCCGAAAUUACUCUCCUCUUCACCUACUUCCAGCUCUGCAGUGAAGAUUACCACUGGUGGUGGCGCUCGUUCGCAAAUGCCGGAUCGACUUCGGCGUACGUCUUUUUAUAUUCCAUCUUCUACUUUCAGCAGCUCGAGGCCAACUUGUUGGCAACUUACGUACUCUACUUUGGUUACAUGGCACUGUCCUGUUUGGGACUAUUCUGUAUGAUGGGUUUUGUGGGAAUGUCGACCUCACUGUGGUUUAACAAGGUCAUUUUUUCGUCCAUCAAAAUCGACUAG
Phaeodactylum tricornutum CCAP 1055/1 is the source of this 1869-nucleotide messenger RNA. It is a transcript of the gene VTE1, whose product is annotated as tocopherol cyclase. The annotation marks the transcript as partial. The transcript is spliced from 3 exons. The record is from RefSeq and is a predicted model, not a curated record. Gene Ontology annotation, cellular component: membrane. NCBI's taxonomy places the organism in Eukaryota, Bacillariophyta, Bacillariophyceae, Surirellales, Neidiaceae. Gene Ontology annotation, biological process: protein localization to membrane.